UCGUCACACAAAUUAUCUUCCAGCCAGUUACGCACAAUGUGGAAAAUUUCAAACAACCGCAGGAGGAAGACUGGCAACUUGGUGGGCUUUCACUCAGGAAUGUGUCCUUUGCGCGCACCUGGAGCAACCGGAGACAUGCAGGGGCAACGCAUUUUAGCCGGUUUUCACCCUGUUUUAUGAUACCGAGCCGCUGUGUAGCCUGACUCCCGAUUUAUUCCUGGGAUGGGGAGCAGUGCACGGAGCUGCGGUGCCGUGUUCCUGCUGGCCGUCAUUUGCUCCUGUCGUGCCAUCACUCUGGAGUCUAUCCUCUGGAGCAGCUCCAAUGCCAAGUUUACUCCAGGUCAGGGUCUCAUCCUGUAUCCUCAGAUAGGGGACAAGAUGGACAUUGUGUGCCCCAGGGCAGAUGCUUCCUCCGGGGGAAAGGAGGAGUUCUACAGGGUCUUCCUGGUCUCCCGAAGUCAGCUGGAGAGCUGCACCAUAGACCAGACUGACACUCCUCUGCUGAACUGUGACAAACCUAACCGGGAUGUAAAGUUCACGUUCAAGUUUCAGGAGUUCAGCCCCAACCUGUGGGGUUUGGAGUUCCUCAAGGGGAAGGACUAUUAUAUAACCUCCACGUCCACGGGCUCCCUGCAGGGUCUGGAUAGCACUAAUGGAGGGGUGUGCAGGACCAAAUCCAUGAAGCUGGUGCUGAGAGUCGGCCAGAACUCUUCAGAUCCACCUUCAACGCUUCAGGAGUCCCCUACCAGAUUCCCACCUACACGACCCAAGACCAAGGCCAAGGCUGAGGACACCUCCACGAACGAAGAGGAUAUAAAAAGUAAAGCUGAUGUGGGCUCAGAGACAGGACUUUUCAUGUGGGUUGUCUCUGGCUGUGCGGUCCUCCUUGUGAUCAUCAUAAUUCUGCUGGCUGUGUUGUGGAGGCAUCAUCACCGUCGCUGCGUCCCAGAUAGGCAGCAGUCCGCCUCCGUGUCCCUCAACACUUUGGCCGUGCCGAAACGGGACAGCAUCAGCAGUGACAACAACGGCUCGGACCGCAGCGAUGUUGUGUUUCCUCUACGGGCUUCUGACAGCAUGAUGUGUCGUCACUUUGAACGCGUGAGCAGUGACUAUGGGCCCCCUGUGUACAUAGUUCAGGAGAUAAUGCCCCAGAGUCCCACCAACAUCUACUACAAAGUCUAAUGCUUGCUGCUCCAAUGACACUCCUCUGCUGUUUUGAGGGUAAUCAUAAAUUUCAGUUACUGUGGACGACGCUUCUCACGCGUGACAAAGGGUGGGGAUCUUAUCUGAGAGCCGUGUGCUGUCCAAAAGAUUUAAACAGAUAACGAGUGAGAGCUCAAAAUGUUGCCACCUCAGUUUAGUGAAGAGACAAUCAGACAGGAAACUGAUAUGUCGUAACAUAUCAUUGGUACUUGUGUCCAGUUUGUUUUUGUGAGAUAUGCUCGGAAAUGUGGAUGCUGAUGUAUUUAUAAGAAAUUCUUUAUUACUGCCACCACAGGUGGCAGCUUUAGAUGUACAGUAAACGUGUAUUUAAUAUGAAUUUAUUGACUCAUGGGUUUAGAAAGAAAAAGCUUGAUACUGCACUGCAGAGCACUAAAAUCACAAGCACUUAAGAGAUUUUCACAACUGAAA
Archocentrus centrarchus (flier cichlid) is the source of this 1632-nucleotide messenger RNA. Its product is annotated as ephrin-B2a-like. The record is from RefSeq and is a predicted model, not a curated record. The transcript is spliced from 5 exons. Gene Ontology annotation, molecular function: ephrin receptor binding. Gene Ontology annotation, biological process: blood vessel morphogenesis; axon guidance; ephrin receptor signaling pathway. The coding region runs from base 223 to 1182 and encodes 319 amino acids. Gene Ontology annotation, cellular component: plasma membrane. Lineage: Eukaryota; Metazoa; Chordata; Actinopteri; Cichliformes; Cichlidae.